GAUUCCUUCGCAACCAAUCGCUAGACAAUCUCAGAUAUCUCAUUGGCCUACUAAUCAUGUGCCCUUGAAAUCCAUAUGCCCCCUUUUUUUUCCCAUCAAAAACCUCAACAACAGCCAUCUGAGAAAUCACAUUGGAAGUCGUCGGCCUUGGCGGAGAACAUACUAUUUGGGGUGUGUAUUCAAAGUGUGGAGAAAAGAAGAUUCAUGGGGAGAGUUGACAUUUUACAAGGUAUUCUAUGUUGAUCAAGAAAUUCUCAGAAAAGUUUAUAUUUCAGCCAGAAAAUUGGGAAUUUUUGAUCCAUAAUUAAGUUUUCUUAGACGGUUGCAUAGAAUUUGAUAGAUUAAUUUGUUGGUAGAUCAAGGUACUUGUUUCUGAUUUUCCACAAACAGUUUUAAAUGUCUGAGACAAGAAUUGACAGAGUCACCGUUGACAUUGAUAAGAUGCUUAAUAGCUCAUCUUCUACACCUCCAAAACCCUCAAUGUUUAUAGUUGGUGAUAAUUUACGCAGCAUAAAUCCAGAGGCUUAUGAUCCAGAAAUAAUAGCCAUUGGCCCAUUUCACCGAGGUAAACAUAAAUUGCAGAAGAUGGAGCAACACAAAGUCAGGUAUCUAAAGCUUUUUCUUCAAAGAAUAGAGGAGUCAAGUGUAGAAAGAUGCGUUACCACAGUAAGACACUUGGAAGAUAGGGCGCGAAAAUGUUAUGCAGAAGACAUCGACCUUGAUGAAGAUAAAUUCGUGGAAAUGUUGAUUCUUGAUGGUUGUUUUAUCAUCGAAUUUCUCUAUAUGUUUCAAUACAAAGAUUGCAGGGAUGAAGAUGACCCCAUUUUCCAGUAUGGAUAUAUACAAAGUCAAUUGUUUCAUGAUCUAAUGCUAUUUGAGAAUCAGAUUCCAUUUUUCAUUGUUGAUCGUUUGUUGAACAUGAUCAAGAUCAAUAAUGGAGACAACGACAUUUAUUCUCUAUUAUGGCCUUUACUGCAAAAUAGCUUUUUUCGAGUGGAAGAUCUUCCUGAAGUCCCUAUUACUGGUCACCAUCUUCUUGGCAUUGUACAUGACAUCCAGUGUUCUUCAUUUGCAACGAUAUUCUCUCAGAUGGCUACCGGAAAUCCAGAUAGCAUGGUGAAUAUAAAUUCAGCUGUAGAGCUCAAAGAGGCUGGGAUUUCCUUCAAAAAAUCUGAAGGUGAUAGUUUUUUUCAUAUUGAGUUCAAAAAUAAAGCAAUGAUCAUUCCAGAAUGGGAAUUUUCUGAUUCAACAGAAUCAUUGUUCCGAAAUCUGAUUGCAUAUGAGUACUACCUCACAGGCAGUCCUCAAAAAUAUGUGACGGACUAUGUAUUCUUCAUGCAUUGUCUCGUCCAUUCCCCUGAAGAUGCAAAAUUGUUGCGCCGUCAUGGAAUCGUUAACAACCUUUUGGGGAGCGAUAAAAUGGUUUACCAUGUAAUCAACCAGUUAGGCAAGAAUAUCAUAAUUUCUGAAAAGUUUUCGUAUUCUAAUAUUUUCAACAUUGUGAACCAUCAUUGUGUCCGCAAAUGGAAUAUAAGGAUGGCCACAUUAAGGCGAAAAUAUCUCAACAGUCCAUGGGCACUUAUUUCAGUCUUUGCUGCCACUUUCUUGCUUGUGCUCGCCAUCAUACAGGCUACGUUUGCUAUUCUCUCAUACCGUAAUGAUCUCAAGGAGGGGAACGGUCUCAAAAAGGGAAACUAAUUCUAAGUGUUUGAAGGUGGCCACAAUGUAUGGUAACUCAAAUUACUAUUAACUUCCAAGGACAAUACAGAGUCUACUGAGUCUAUCUUGGUGUAAGAAGCAAUACUAAACCAGAUUUCAAGUUAAAUCAUCUGUUAACAAAAAUUGAGUUUGCAUUCUAGGUUGUUUUAUAAGGUUCCACCCUAUCCCAACCUACUUCAGAGCAAGAAGAUAGAUUAAAAUUCAGAAUGUUUCCAACAAAAGCAACCUUGACUUCUUGACAUUCACAUAGAAGAUUGGCAGAUUAGCGAAAGACUGAGACUAAAAGAUAUUGUUCCAAUCUACGAUAUCAUGUUGCAGUAGAAGAGUGGUACUAAUUCAAGACGGGAUCUUGAAUCUAUUCAGAAAUUAGAGGAGACGUAGAAAAUGAAGUGUUUCGUUAUCCCGCAAUGUCAUUUUGCUUGGCUUAAAUAUUAGGCUAUGAUUAUAAUCUUGUGUAAUUAGAUAACCAGAACCGAGAACUAUCUUUGAUGAUUGUCUGUUCAUUGCUUUUUUUGGCACA
Olea europaea var. sylvestris is the source of this 2239-nucleotide messenger RNA. Its product is annotated as UPF0481 protein At3g47200-like. NCBI's taxonomy places the organism in Eukaryota, Viridiplantae, Streptophyta, Magnoliopsida, Lamiales, Oleaceae. The coding region runs from base 397 to 1698 and encodes 433 amino acids. The transcript is spliced from 2 exons. The record is from RefSeq and is a predicted model, not a curated record.